Molecule: messenger RNA, 1806 nt
Organism: Gopherus flavomarginatus (Mexican gopher tortoise)
Lineage: Eukaryota; Metazoa; Chordata; Testudines; Testudinidae
Product: gastrula zinc finger protein XlCGF64.1-like
Exons: 2
Coding region: 439-1125 (228 amino acids)
Source: RefSeq, a predicted model, not a curated record
ACAAUCUCUGCCCCAAAGAGCUUACAGUCAGAUAGCCCCACUGGAAAUGUACAGCCGUCACUUGAUGGCAGGUGUCGGUCAAGCGCCCACCUGUCUGAAGUAAUGGGGGGCAGUUAUGCCGUCUUUCAGCUUUCUGAGUGGUUGAUGGGAUGCAGAGGAACAGGGCCCCUCCUUUACCCUGCCCCCAUGCCUUCUGUGAGGGAAUGUUUGCCCCUUGAUGCUCUGCUUGGAGAGGUGGCUUCAGGCUCAUAACAUCAGUCGUGCUGUGAUGCAGGCAGUGUGUAGGCUAGAAGUGUCCUGACACCCAACCCAAAUUGUGCUGUCUAGCACACAGGAUUUCAAGCCAAGACGAGACCUACUUCAGCAGAUGAUGGGACAGCGAGCAAAGAGAAGGAGAAGCCCCAGAAGGGAUGUUUGGAGAAGCUGGAGCCGCAAGGGAUGUCAUCGGUGAAAUCAGAAGAGGAGGUUUUGCAGAGCCUACCGCAGGGAGCGGCUGCACAGCUAGCUAGCCCUGCAGUGAUCAGAGUGGAGAAAUCCACCCAGUGCGACCGAGACUUCGGCCUGCUCAAGGGCUUUGUGGUGCAGCCGAGGGAGAAGCCCUUUGCCUGCAGUGAAUGCGGGAAAAGCUUCCGGCUGAAGGGGAAUUUUGUCAAACACCUGCGGAGCCACGCCAAGGUGCGGCCCUACAAGUGCAGCGAGUGCGAGAAGAGCUUCAACUGCCAGUCGGAGCUGCUGCGACACCAGAUGAUUCACCGCGGGGAGAAGCCCUACAAGUGCAGCGAGUGCGAGAAGAGCUACAGCCGCAAGGUGUAUCUGCUCAACCACCAGCGCGUGCACACAGGGGAGCGGCCCUUCCAGUGCACGGUGUGCGAGAAAAGCUUCCGGCAGAAGGCCGUGCUCAUCUCGCACCAGCGCCUGCACACUGGUGAGCGCCCCUACAAGUGCACCCAGUGCGAGAAGAGCUACUGCCGCAAGGACUAUCUGCUCAGCCACCAGCGCCUGCACACCGGCGAGCGGCCCUUCCAGUGCACUGAGUGCAGCAAGAGCUUCAUGCUCAAGAGAAGCUUCAUGAAGCACCAAAGAAAUCACGUGGAAGAGAGACCCCACCAGGGCAGCCCCACCUAGCCUGUUGGUCAUUGCCAACAUGGGUCUCUUGCAACAUGAGGACAUCUAUGUUACAAGUCUUCAAGCAAGUUUUCAAGAUACUCGCAUUUUGUCCAUGACACUCCUUCAUCAUUAAGUUGCAGGAUUCUUAUUCAAGGGCCUAUUUAGCAUGUCGUAUGGCCCUGAGGAGGAAUGAAUUGCUUCUCUAAUAACCGGGAGAUCGCUGAGUGAUAUUCGGUCGUUGAGUUGAUGGCAUUCAUUGUGAAUUCUCAUUUAGCAGAGUGGGCCCCCGUGAAAGCCGCCAUCUCCCACUCCAUUGUCCACUGUUAACCAAGAUUUAACAGGGCCUCUUGAGUGAGCCCAGCAAUAGGUACACAUACCGUUACAUCGCAGUGGGCUUGCAGUUACCUGCUACAGUGUUCAGGAUAUUGUAAAUAUCGACAAGCAAAUCCCACUUUUAACAUGGGCCCUAUUGCAAUGUGUAGAGACAGGCAGUCGGGUGAAAGCUCCUGUGGCUUCCUGCUUUCAGCUAGAUCCCUUUGCCUGAUUAUUUGUUUUUAAUCCUGCUCCCAUUCCGCUCUGCAGUACUCACUCUUCCUUCCACCUGCUCCUACAUUGUUUCUUGUAUUUUUAUCCUGCUUCUACCCUGAAAAACCUUAGAUCCUGCAAGAGAGAGAGAUUCCCCCAUGGUACUUAGAAAAA